Messenger RNA from Thrips palmi, 1024 nucleotides. RefSeq lists its product as uncharacterized. The record is from RefSeq and is a predicted model, not a curated record. Lineage: Eukaryota; Metazoa; Arthropoda; Insecta; Thysanoptera; Thripidae. The coding region runs from base 355 to 927 and encodes 190 amino acids. The transcript has 7 exons.
CAAUGCUCGACAGGGAGCAGAGCUGGUCUUCUAACACGGGGUUUCGCUGGGUGUUUUUCCUCCGUUGAGGUUACCUUUUCGUACUGCUGAUCCUUAGUGCACCGGCUCGGAAGUGCACGUUUUUCUACAUUCUCUACAGUUCAUGUAAAUCCUGAAUGUCGAACAUAGUCUGAGGGCUGAUGUUCGUUCGUCCGUCCAAGCACCUCCAGUUGUCCGAUCGUCUGGUAUGCGGCCUCCGUGGGUGACACUGAGCACUACCCAGUGACUACUUUUCGGGAACGAUCGGGAGGAGCAGGAGUCUACUCUACAGCCAUCAAACUUAAAUCCAUCGUAGCGGCGAGACGCAGUCCAGAGAUGUAUUUCUGGGCCAUCUUCCUUCUGACUGCAGCGUGUGCCGAUAGACAAGUGGGAGCAGCAAAGAGUCCACCCCGACCGGUGGUUCAGUUUCACUCCUUUGACCAGUGCAAAGGCGUAGACACUCCUGGCAAGCUGCUCAACUCAUCCAUCAGCCGCUCGAAGCAAGGAGCCGCUGCCAUCAGUGCUGACUUCUACAACCACAAAGUACUCAAGACAUUUUCAAAGAUGGAGCUGGUCAUGACAAAGUGCGCGGACGCCGUGUCGUUUAACACAUGCGAGUACGUGGCCACGCACAAGUUCUCCGUGGGACUGUGUCAACUCAUCCCGUCCCCUUCCAUGCCGUGGGCCACGUUUUUGGCUCCCAUGCAACCACCGAUUCGCUGCCCUCUCCAAACUGGUCUUUACAAGUUGAGGAACGCGACGGUGGACAUGCAAAAAACCGCGGGGUCCGGCAUUUUCGACGGCAGUCAAGGAUAUGUCCACCUACCGGAAGUGCGGAUCUUCAAUGAAAAGAACGAAAUGCAUGUUUGCUUCACCCUUGCUUUCAGUUUUAUGCGUAUCAGGAACUGAUUAGAGUAUCAGAAACUAAACCUGAUAAGCCAAUCAGAAACUGGUGAAAUCGGGAGACGUGGAGGUGAAACGUGAGCAAGCAAUAAAUGAAUGUAUG